CUUUAUGAAAACAGCUGUAGAUAAUCAUAGUCUUUAUAAACAUAGUUCUGCAUAUAGUAAUUUUUAUCGCAAUUGUAUUUAUUUAAGUCGUAAAUAUUUUGCUUAUAAAUGAGCUUGGAAUUGUGUAAUUUCUGCUCGGCAAUAAAAGUUUCGUUAUAACCAAGAAAUAGAUACAUUUAUGGAAAUGGCUUCGAAUGCCGAUACAAAUUACCAGUCUUUAAAUGAAGGUAAUCCCUUCCGCAAGGAAAAUGAGGAGUUCCGCAUACAAGAUCACGAUGAUACUCCAGGAGAUAGUGGAAUUAUGAUACAUGUAGUUCCCGAAACAAAUAAAGCUAGAUGGAAUCAUAUUGAAGACUUGGAUUCGUUUUUCACUCGAAUGUAUAACUAUCACCAAAAACAUGGGUUCUCCGUUAUCGUGCUAGAUGAAAUCUUUCAACUUUUCAAGUUCGGCUUUGUUGUCUGGUUGCUUACUUUUACGUUGUACUGCAUCGAUCAUCCAGUUUUAUUUGGAAAUCAGACGCCAGCGAGCAACCAUACCAAAGUUACUUUAAGAGACGUUGUAAUUCCCACGGGGGAAUGCCUUGCUGAUUUCAAUGGUUUUACGUAUUUGUUACUGCUUCUAGCAACUCUCUAUUUUGUAGUUCGAUUUCUAAGGGUAGCAUAUUUGAUAACUCAGUACAUGGAUAUGAAAAAAUUUUAUCAGACCGCGCUGCACAUAGACGACAAAGAAUUAGACAACACGACAUGGCACGAAGUAAAAAUGAAAAUUAGAGAAGUCCAAUCCGAGCAGCAUAUGUGUAUCGAUAAAGAGCAAUUGACGGAAUUAGAUAUAUAUCAUCGAAUUUUGAGAUUUAAAAACUAUAUGGUCGCUUUAAUGAACAAAAACCUUCUACCUGUCAAAUUCCAUCUUCCGCUAGUUGGAGAGGUUACUACCCUGAGCCGUGGAUUGCUGUUUAACAUACAUGUAAUACUAUUCAGAGGACCUGGCUCACCAUUUCAAAAUAACUGGCAACUGCGAGAUGAUUUCAACUUCCGCAGCAACCAAGUCGAACUAGCUCAGCGUUUGUCAAAACUCAUAAUGUGGGUAGCGGUAGCGAAUUUAAUUUUGGCGCCAGUAAUAUUUCUGUGGCAGUGUCUAUAUUUCUCAUUUUCGUACGCAAACGUAAGUAAAAAUAUCUAAAAUGGAAUUAAAUGA
Messenger RNA from Rhagoletis zephyria (snowberry fruit fly), 1195 nucleotides. RefSeq names its product autophagy-related protein 9A-like. Gene Ontology annotation, cellular component: phagophore assembly site; autophagosome. Lineage: Eukaryota; Metazoa; Arthropoda; Insecta; Diptera; Tephritidae. Gene Ontology annotation, biological process: piecemeal microautophagy of the nucleus; protein localization to phagophore assembly site; reticulophagy. The record is from RefSeq and is a predicted model, not a curated record.